Owenia fusiformis is the source of this 4680-nucleotide messenger RNA. NCBI's taxonomy places the organism in Eukaryota, Metazoa, Annelida, Polychaeta, Sabellida, Oweniidae. The record is from the annotation of a GenBank genome assembly.
AUGAAUCAGUAUUUUCAUAAUACUUCUAGGAGUGUAAAUGGCCGCUCAUUUACAAGAUCACGCACAUUACCCACAAUCCCAGUAGACAAGUUCCUGCCACAGGACAGCCCCAACAGUAACAACGGGAACCCAUCUCCAGUCUUAGGCAAACCACCUACUCCUGGAGUUGCUAAAAUUAUUGCAGAAAAGAAGAGCAAAAAUGUUCAGUGGAGUCCGGAUCUGAGCAACCACCGUCCACGAAGUCAUAGCGCUGCAGGUCUAGGACGUCGCAGAUUGAUACCCCGCCACCCCCACCCACAGAAAAAAGGGUCUGCCUGGACGUUAGAUGAGGGUGAAACGCCUCAGGAAAUCAGGAAGUUGCAUGCCAACUCUCCACCACACUCUACCAAACAUCUUUAUGUAUCGUCACCAGAGAAAACGAUGUCUUCAUCAGACGAUAAAAGGUUGGAAAGAAGUAGUAGCGCAAAGGGAAGAAGUUUUUCAAGUUUUGCCCGACGACUUAGUGCAAAGGAACAUAGAGGGCGCAGUAAUGAAACAGAGACUUGUAAAAAGACGUCAAGACAACGUUCUGUUAGUGUAGACUGUGGGGAUGCUAGAAAUGCCAUAGGGAACAUGCUAGAAGCACCACAAGUGAUGAAAUCAGACAGCGCAACUUCUCUCCACCCCUCCCCCAGUCUCCCCACCAAGCUCAAUAGGAACAAUAGUGGAAGUGGGUCUGCUUCCCCCACUGGACAAAGCAGGCUUGUUCGUACAUUCUCAGGUAGUAAACGUAAGAAUUCCAACAACGAUUCAAUGAAAGACAAGAAAAAGACAGACAAAGGAGAGAAAAAGUCAGAUGUACAUGCAUUGUUCGAGGCUGUAGAGCACCAGGAUAUGGAUCUGGCCAAGUUAAUCCUACGCAAUAAUGGUAUUGAUAUUAACAGUAUGAAUGAGGAAGAUCUCACACCACUAGAUGUCGCUAUCAUGACAAACCAUGUCCCAAUGGCGAGAAUGCUCAUCUCCAAUGGUGCCAAAGAAAACCCAAAAUGGAAAGAUGCUGAGCAACGUGCAGCUAGAUUAAACCAGCACAUCACUGAUGCGGAGUUACAGUUGCAGGAUAUAACAGCCAUGGUACUUAAAGAUGCUAAUAGUAACAACGUCUCAUCAGUUCAACAAAAAGAGAACGAACGGCUUUUGAGUUACUGGGAGUUCAGAUCCAAACUACUUAAAAGAAUGAAAGCGGGACUCGAUCAUGCAAAAGUGCCCGAUGGCCCAACCAAUGUCAAGCUGAGUGUUGCUAGUGCCACCUCUCUAAUGGUCAAGUUUCAAGAGCCCGACUGUCACAAUGGCGCUGUUGUCACAAGAUAUAAAGUUGAAUGGAGUUGUUUUGAAGACUUCAGUGUCCUCGCUGGAGAUUUCAGCCUCGAUGAGCCACAACAAUUUGAAUAUGAAAUCAGUGAACUCAUAUCUGGAAACAUGUACUAUGUCAGGGUUAAAGCCUUCAACAUUAAGGGAUCUGGUCCAGCCACUGUAGCCAGCCCCUCAUACUGCAUUCCUUCAAAUUGGAGAGAGAUGGUCAACACUGUUCCACGUUCCCAGGGCAAAUUACAACUUCUGGAUGACCUAUUUACGAGCGUGAAAAGCUCUCGUCGUGCAGAUGCGGCUGAGUUGAAGGGAACCAGUCCCACCGGCUCCCCCCUACACCCUCGCAAAUCUACUAUGAGAAAAAGUAUCAAGAAUCUAUUCACUUCUGGUGCCAAAUUCCAGAAAAAUCUAAAAAGGGGCGUUUAUUUGUCGUGCUUGCUUUACAAUGAAGAUCGCGUGGUUGUAACACAAGAUGAUCUUCUCCCAAUAAUUGAAGUAGAUGACACAUUCUCGGGGACCAACCUCAACACUGAUUUCCAUUGGUUAAUGAAGAUUGCCUGCACAUGGGAAGAUGUAAAAACUCUGCGUCAAGACAUGGAUAAAAGCAGUAGCUCCAGCACGGUACAGUUCCGGUGUAAGCUCCUUAAUGCAGCGGCACAGCUUCAGCACACUCUUGGGCUUCAGGAUCUGGGCCAGUUAUACUAUCAACCAACUAAAGAUGCUAAUGGCAGUAUCGUAUUUACAACAGUCAGCCAGAUAAAGGAUCCAAGAGUUAUCAACUCGACUUCUGUGAAGUGGCUACCCAUGUCAAAGAUUCAGAAACGUCUCGCGGCUACCACCUCUGAGUCCAAUACUCUUGCUCCUGAAGCUAUGUUGGCAUCACUUAACGAGAUGAUAAGUUACCAACAAGCUAGCCAGGCAUCCCUCCCUAAAGGCCUAUAUCUCGGGUACCUCAAGCUACGUAGCUCUGUAGACCUCAUCCGUGUCCUUGUGUCGCAAAAAAUGCCCAAUGUUCUUCCAUAUACGAAGGUGCGUGACAUCGCAAAUGUCUCGAAGGAUGAGUGGGAGUGGUUACAACAUUUAGACAAUAACAGUGUGAACUGUCCACCCACUCAGUCACAAUUGAACUUUCAGAAUGAGAUCAUAGAAUCGUGUAAGACAUUGUUGAAGAGUAUGGGCAUGAAUGAAGAUGACGCUGUUAGCCAUAGGCUGUAUGACCUUGAAGUGAUUGAACUAAGCCCGGAUGUGACAUUUCUGGUUUUAGUGCCACCUAUUGAGGGAGUAUGUAGUGUCCCGGGCCAUAAUGAUAAUCUAUCCACCAACACAGACUAUAUUGAACUACCUGUUCAGGUCUUUGAAAUGACCCACAUGUGCACAUACCAGUCAGACUUUAUAUCCCGAUAUUCCCGCUUAUCGUCUAUAUUAGAAAUUGAAUCUCACUUAGCGACGCAAUCUCAGAGAGAAGCAUUUUCAAGUGAAGAGCUUUUGGAUGCGAAAUCUCGUGUUGAACAAUUAACCAAAUUUCAACAAUCUCUUGAUGAUGCCUGGAAAAGUGUUCGUUGGACCAUGGACUUAAUAUCAUAUGCUCGUGAUAAAAAUGUGCGUGGUGGAAUUCCCCUGGGGGUCCUUUAUGCUCCCCCACCCUCCCCUAAUGACUCUCCAGUUAUGGAACGUCGUGAAAUUGACAGUAAUGAUGCAGGGUAUCAUAGUGAACAAAGCACAUACAGUGACAAUACUGCCAUAAGAGGUCUCCAGCUUCAUAAUAAAGACAUAAACAUUGCCCCACAGGCUACAAAAGCACCUGCCCCGGAACCAGGGUUGGUGCGUGUAUAUGCUGCCUAUGAAACUGGACUUGGCAGAGGUACAAGUGUGAAACUUCGCGUUACUCCUAGGACAACUUCCCGUGAGGUUAUAAACCUUGUUGUCCAACAGCUGAAUAAGGCCACACACCAGAAAGGCUUAGGUGGCCCAUACUAUAAUGAUGAACUUCUAAUAGACUUUUGCUUAGUGGCUGUAAUUGGUGCACGGGAACGUGUUCUCAGAGACGAUUAUCAACCUCUGCAGCUCCAGAACCCCUGGACGAAAGGGAGGCUGUAUGUACGCCAACGGCAAGAUCUCCUAGCUGCUUUAGAAUAUGGAAACUCUACAUCAGUGUAAAUUCAGAGUUACUUCAGUGUAACUUAAGUGUAACUAGCUCAAAAUGCAGUAUUAGUGUACCAAGCUGACAAUUUAUCAUUCAUUCAGUAUAAUACAAAUCAAAGAUUUUUCUUGAUAAAAAAAAUUGCUAUCUUAGGUUUACUUGAACAUAAGUAAAUGUGACAUGUAAAUAGUAUAUGAAACAUUUCAAACUCACAUGCUCUUGGUGUAUAACAUAGUUAUGAAAUAACACAAGUGUAAAAUUGAGAAAUUAUUUUAUGGGCUAGUUUAUCAAAAGCUGAGUUCUUAUCCUCAGGUUAAUUACCUUCAAUAUGUGAAUAUAAUUUAAUAUUAAAAGACUAUGAUCUUGUGAUGUGUCCCAGUAUGUAACAUACACAUUAACAUAUAGUGUGACAGGUGUUUGUGAAAUCUCAGUUUUUGUCAAAGAGGUACUAUAAACUAUAUUUAGUUUUUCAUUUUACAACUAAAUGUACUUUUAACACACACUUUAUUCAUGCCAGGUGUGCUUGUAUUCACCAUUUUAUCUUAUUUUGAAAUUUUUCUGUAAUGCAUAAAAAUGAAAUUGUCAUAAUUCGGUUGAAUAUAGAAAUUCAAAAUUGUCAGUCUUAAAUGAUUUUAAUAUACACUGGAGAGAUUUACUCUGGUGGUGUAUCUAAUAAAGUAUGGAUAGUGUGCAUUGUGCAAUAUGUUAAUAGUGAAAAAAUAUUCUGUUUUAACUAACACCUAACGAUGAAUUUGAAACUUUUUGUAAUGUUUCUAGAUAUAAUAAAUGAUUCUCUUAGUCGAUAAAGAUAAUGUGAUUAUCACAGAUAUGAUUUUAGACAUGUUCUCUGUUGAAAACAGACUUUUUGCUGGUGUGAACUUAUUCCAGUUUUAGUUAGAAAUGGUUGUGAUAUUCUAAUCUUAUGUAAGUCAACUAUGUAUAUUUCAAGUUAUAAUUUAUGAAUGUGCAUGGACAUACAGAAAUGUGAUGGUGAGAUAUUUGAAUAUAAUUUGCAUGUCUCAGCGUUUAAAAAUUUGUCCAUGCACAGUUACGUAGUAUAAUGAAAUAUGUUUGGAUGUAUACUACAUGAGUGGUAAACUGUCUUGUAUUGAAUAUAUGUACAAUAUCUAUAUAUGUAAUUGUUUUGUACAAAGGAAAUUAAAUUAUCUGCCAAUAAAUUAUUGUGUUACAUAAAA